Molecule: messenger RNA, 5767 nt
Organism: Salvelinus namaycush (lake trout)
Lineage: Eukaryota; Metazoa; Chordata; Actinopteri; Salmoniformes; Salmonidae
Product: myosin-14
Exons: 6
Coding region: 184-5193 (1669 amino acids)
Source: RefSeq, a predicted model, not a curated record
UAAAAGUUAAUAGGUCUAUUUGACAAUUGACUACAGCGAUUUUUUUUGUUGUCCUCGUUUGACAAAAUAAUUAAUAGGCCUAUCAAGAACAGGUAGGCUACCUCAGGUUGCAGUUACUUUGUUGUAGACUACUCUGAAGAGAAGUGUAUUAUCUUAUCGAAAAAGCCACUGAAACACCAAAAUAUGGACUCACCAGCAAGCCCCCUCUCCCGUGCUGGGAGGACUUUCUGGACAGUUUGGAACUACUUUACGGAAGUUGUGGGGAGGUAUCUAAGCCCAGAGCCCACUAACAAUGACACAAGCUCAAGACAGGAAGCCACUGCUGCACAACAAACAGACGACCAUAGAGAUGGUGUGAAAAAUGAGUUAAAGGAAACUGAGGUCACAUUUGAAACAGGCUCUGAGGUUAAGAAACCAAGACCAGUCGUUGCCUGGGAACAGUGCAAUGUCAUCAUUGGUCCAGGCCUCGGCAGAGAAAAUGUGCAAUACACUGGACAAUCCAACAGAGGGAGUGAUAGCAAAGCAUCCCAGGAGGGGGAUGAUAUAAAACAAGAGCAGGUGGACCGAACAGAAAAUAAAGACACAAUCCAGCAUGUUACUAAAGAAGAAUUAAAUAUGGGGAAAGGGGUCCAAUCAGUGGUAGUCACUGGGAUCCAGAUCUUAUUCAGAGAGCCGACAUCUGAAAGGUCAAAGGGCCAGGGAGCACAAGGACACACUGACAGUUACAACUGUGCUGAAGCAAAUAGAUUAAGAGGUGCAGUGGCAGCAAGAAAAGAGGAGGAAGAAGAAAUCCCUGAAGAAGUUACUGAAGAAUUCCCCUGUGGUGAAGAAGGAACCAAAACAGAAGAACAUGAAAACAAUAGAGAUGGAGAAAUACAUUUUGAUAUAGAGUCCCCAAACCUUACAUCAGCCUGUGCUGAACCUGCCACACUUUUGGAUAAGAAUGGAGACACGGAAAAUAAGGACAGAUUAAUGAAACACAAUGUGCAAAGUACAGAGGAUGAAACCAUGGUAAGAUUAAAUGAAAAAGAGGGAGAGGAAGAAACGGCAGUACUCUUCAUGGAGACAGACAAAGAAGGGUGGAAAGUAGCAGAAAUAGUAGAAUUCUCAGCGGGAGGGGAGAAUAGCGAUGAUGAUCUGUGUGUAAUCAAAGACAAAAUGAGUCGAGAUGGUAAUGAAGUGAAGAAUGGCAUAGACAUGGAAGAACUUAGGAGGAAGGAGGAGAGAGAGGAAGAGAAUAGAGCAAUAGAAGAGAUGGACAGAAGAGAACAGGAAGAGAUAUUGGACAGGGGCUUUGGACCGAACAAUGAUUUCCAAGUCUCAGAAAACAAUAAAAAACAUGAAUAUGGUGACAAUCGUUUGAAGGUUGAUGAAGGAACUAUAGAGAAGUUGGAUCAAGAAAAUGACCCCAACCCACGACUGCUUUGUGGAGGAUUAUCAGACGAAGAUAGAACAUUGGGAAGAGGCCAGGACAUCUUUGUUUCGGAGGCAGAGUUGGAAUUGCCAAUGGCCUAUGACAAAAGAGUCUUUGUGUCAAAUGAUGAGAUAACUAUUGUUAGAGACGAGCAGAGAAAGGAGGGCAACAUUGAAAGAAUUGACAGCACAGUGUUAGAAGAAAGAAAAGAAAGGGUAUCAGAGGAUGGAUCCAAAGUGUUUGAGGACGGGGGCAGUAACAAGAUAGAAGACGUAGCAAUCAGUAUUCGGACGAAGACUGAUACAGAGGCAGAGGAUGUGAAAGAUAAAGUGACUGGACUGGACACUUUCUUUUAUCAGGACAGAAAUGUUGUAGUGGAGAAAAAUAAACUACAGGAAGAGAAGCUCUCAGAAGAAGACGAAGACCCCCUUAAUGAAGUGGAGGGAAAACUUAUUUCAGUGGUUGACAAUAGAGUGGAAAUCAGAGGCGUGGCAAAAUACAUUUCCCCUGGGCUAUGUGAGGACCUUGUUGUGGCUCAGGAGCCAAAACGUGUAGCGUGUGAAGAAACUCGAGAGGAAAUUCCUGAAAUCAACAAUGGCAAAGAGUUAGACGAGAAUACGGCACCGAAGAUCCUGGAAGUUGGCGACGAUGAAGUCAACACCACCCAUUUACAAGAAGCACACACCGAAAGUGAUACCAAAGAGUUAGAAGGUGUAGAGAACACUGGAACUACUUUUAAAUCUGACAAUUCACCAGUGAGUGAACUCAUGGAAGGGAAAGAAGAUCCGAAAACCGUUGAAAGAAUAUUUGAAAGUGAGGAUAUUGAGAAAGCCUCUGAUACAGUAGUAGACGAGCACACAGUCGCGAAAGCAGCGGAAUCACUGGGGGAAACGGAGAGAACAGAUUCUGUAUUACUGAAUGGAACAGAUACUCAAAUACUAGAGGACCCAGCGAAGACAAAGACUGAAUCACAUGAACCGAUGGAGAUUGAGUUAGGACUGUCAGAGGAAGCAGGAGAGACAUAUGUUUGUUUAUCAGAUGAGACGCUGAGAACAGAGGCUGGAGUAUACAAAGAGACAGAGGAGAUAAAGGCAGAGUUUAGAGAGGGAUGGAUGGAGUCGAAGGCAGGGGAGACAGUGGGGACAGAAUUUGAAUCAGUGGAGACACAGGCAGAAACACCAGAAGUGAGGACCGGGGUUGUGCCAUCAGAGGACAAAGAUGAGACCGAGUCUGGAUCAAUGCAGGAAUCAGCAGAUACCAGUUUUGGAUUACUAAGGGAAACUGUGGAGGAAGGGUUACAAAAGGUGGCAGAGGUAGACACACCAGAGGUGAGGACAGUGACCGUACUGUCAAUGGAGACAAACACAGAGGAAUUAGUGGAAUCUGAGGCUGGGGACAUGUUGGAAACAGAAUCUGGAUUAGUGAAAAAACAUGAGGCAGAAAUACCAGAUGCGAGAACUGAAACGGCAUCAUCAGAAAGAACUGUGACGACAGAGGCAGCAAUACUUGAUAUGAAGAUUGAGGAAUCGCCAUCAGAGGAAACAGAGUCUGGAUUAGUUGACACAGAGGCCAGAAUUUUUCUGGAAACAACAGCGAUUGAGUCUGAAUUAUUGGAGGAAUUAUCUGAGACUGAGUCUGGAUCACGGAAGGACAAAGAGACAAAAAGACAGAGGAUUGAGACAGAGCCAUCGGUGGAGAGAGAUGUAGAGGAAUUAGUGGAAUCUGAGGCUGGGGUUAUGGUGGAGACAGAAGUUGGAUUAGUGAAAAAACAUGAGGCAGAAAUACCAGAUGCGAGAACUGAAACGGCAUCAUCAGAAAGAACUGUGACGACAGAGGCAGGAUUAUCAAGGAACAUGACAUUGUACCCAUCAUCAAUUCAUACAGAGGCUGUGUUUCUCACAGAGACAAAGGCUGUGUUAUCUAAUGAGUCACUGGAAACAGACAAUGGAUUAUCAGACAAAUCAUCUGAGGCUGGGACUAAAUUACAGGGAAUGGUAGAGGCUGGAUUACCAGAUUCGAGAGAAGUAGAGGCUGAAUUAUUUGAGGAAAUGGUUUGUGGAGAAGUUGUACUAUCACAGGACACAGAAGAUGAAUUAUCAGAGGAAAAAUAUAAUAUAAAAGCUACAUUAAUGAAAGAAUUAGUGGAGCCAGGGCCUGGGGAAACGUUGGAGACUGAGAAGGGAAUCAUGAAUGAGACAGACGCAGCAGUACUUGAUAUGAAGAUUGAGGAAUCGCCAUCAGAGGAAACAGAGUCUGGAAUAGUUGACACAGAGGCCAGAAUUUUUCUGGAAACAACAGCGAUUGAGUCUGAAUUAUUGGAGGAAUUAUCUGAGACUGAGUCUGGAUCACAGAAGGACAAAGAGACAAAAAGACAGAGGAUUGAGACAGAGCCAUCGGUGGAGAGAGACGUAGAGGAAUUAGUGGAAUCUGAGGCUGGGGAUAUGGUGGAGACAGAAGUUGGAUUAGUGAGGACAGUAGCCGAAUUACCAGAAGAAGUUAGGCCAAAGAUAGAGCUAUUAGAAAAAACGAAUAGAACAGGUGCUGAUUCAUCAGAGGACACAGAUGAGACAGAGGCCAGAUUUUCAGAGGAGAUAGAGACUGAUUUAGUAGAGACCAAGUAUGGGUUACAGAAGAACACAGAAGAAGACAUACUACAUGUGAGAACAGAGACUGUGCUGUCGGUGGAAACAGUAGAGAUGGAUACUGACUCAUCAGACAAAUCACUGGAGUCCAGAUCACUUGAAAUAUCAGAGGCUGGAUUAUCUGAAGAAUCAGUGGACAGUGAGGCUGUAUUAAAGGAUAUUUACACAGAAAUACCAGAUGUGGAGAAAGAGUCUGGAUUAUCAGAAGAGACCGUAGAUGCUGGAUUAUCAGAGAAAACAGACGUGUCAGACACAGAAUUAGUGAAAAAUACAAAGGCUCUAAUAAUGCUAGAGCCUGAACUUUCAGAUGCGACAGAGGCUGUGUUAAGAGAGAAGGCAGAAGACAACACGGCAAACGAAUCACUGGAAAUUGAGGUAGGAUUAUUUUGGGAAACCGAUGAGACCGAGGCUUUGGUAACAGAGGAAGUUAUGAAGACAGGGCCUGUUUUAUCGAAGCAGACAGAUUUUGGAUCACAGGGUCAAUUACUGGAGAUCGAAGAUAGAAUAAUAGAGAAAUCACAGGUUGGGUGGUCUGAGGAAACUGUGGAAACAGAUGCAGGAUUACCAGAGGAAAACAGAGGGGAGGGUGCAAAAGCAGGAUUCCGUUCCCCAUCAGGAACCAAAAAUGUAGACCAAAGUCUUCAGCUUCAGUUUGACGCCUCCGCUUUGGACUUCACUGCUCAAAAGUCUCGCAUUGCCCUCAAGAAUCCACAUGUCCGUCCACCCAGGGAUCCCCGUACUCUUCUACAGAUGCCAUCUUUGACCCCCUCCCCUUCAAAACCCACCGUACACGUGCCAGUCAGAGGCCCAACAGGGAUACCAAUGAGGGGCAUGGGCGGCAUCGGAAUCAAACUGCCUGGAUUCGGUGCAGGGCCCCCCAUCUUAAGAAAGACCGGAAUGGGGGUGAGAGGUGAAAAUAACACCGAAAAUAUCCCUCAGUCAUCUAUUCAACAGAAAUCUGAGCUAGAGCAAGAUGUAAGGGAUGAAUCUCCCAAGAAAGAAGAGAUGCAAAACAAGCAAGAAGAGCGCAAAACAAAAUGGACACCGCCUAGACAUCCAGGAUUUGGAAAUCCCCUGAUGAUGAAUGAGCUGAAGAACAAGCUGAAGAAGACUACAAAAGAGAGCGGAGAUGAUUGACAGGACCUUUUUUCUCAUUGGUGAACCAUGGUCCAUGAACAAUGGGCUUUCAUUUAUCAUAAGUAUCUCCAUUUUAUUUAAAACUAUCUUUGUCUAUUUCUUUUGAAUAUCUUUGUAUGAACAUUUUCAAAUAAAUAAUAUAUUUUUGUUUUGGACAGUGUUUACUUGUUCCAGAGGGUUUUAAAAAACUGGUGUGAUAAAAAAAAGUUGACUGCUCAAGGCAUUAAAUUGAUUCAAGAAAACUAUUUGUGACAUUUGUUUAUUUCUUCAUCAGUGGGUUUGUUUCAGCAAAAAUACUUAUCUUAUGCAUUAUUUCCGUACUAAUUAUUUCUAUUGCUACUGUAGUUACCUAUAGGGAAACCAGCAAUAGCGUCUUGAUAUUUGGGCUAGCCUAUAAUUGCCUAUACUGAUUGGUCUUAUAAAGCUUUUAUAUAAACCUUAAGAUUCAUUAUUUUAAAAAAGUUUAUAUUUUUGGAGGGCUUGCCUGUUUGCUUGUUAUUUUGGCAUUAAUAUGUGUCAUAUCAGUUUGGAAACAAUGUAAAAAAUUGUUUUUUAAAUGUCAUUGAGUUAAUAA